AUGGAACCAUCCUAUUUUUCUAACUCUUCUCUUUGCAACCAUUCAUUGUCAUGUCUCUCUCGACCACCUCAACUAGAAUACACCACUGAGUGGAAUUUUGAGGAGAACAAGAUCUUUGAAAACGCACUAGCAGAGUUUGAUCUUGAUUGUCCACAACUUUUUGAGAAAAUUGCAAUUAGGCUCCCUCGAAAAACUAUACCACAAAUCAAGAAGCACUUGGAGGAUUUGAGCAACGAUAUUGAAAUGAUUGAUUCAGGUCUCAUUUCAGUACCCAACUUUAACAAGACUAGCGAGACAAAUGAAAAAAAAUCAGCUCCUGCAGUUGAAAGGAAAUCCGGAAAGAAACGAAGAAAGGGGGUUCCAUGGACUUCAGAAGAACAUGAGUUGUUCCUUAGAGGUUUAGAGAGGUUUGGUAAGGGAGAUUGGAGAAGCAUUUCACGGCAAUGUGUGGUGACAAAGAACCCAACACAAGUUGCAAGUCAUGCCCAAAAAUAUUUUCUCCGCCUUCAGAACUCUGGUGCCCAAGCCCAACAAUCCACCUUGAGGCCCUCAAAUAAAACCUCUAAAGAAGCACUCAUGUCCUCAACCGCAUUUGCUACUGCUACUACUGCUGUUGCUGCUGCUAGUCUCCCUGCGCCCAGCGUUGCCUCUACUAGCGAUCAAUUUUACGAUUCAUUCCAUUCUUAUCAUUGUCGGUAUUGA
This is a messenger RNA of Quercus robur (English oak), 702 nucleotides long. Its product is annotated as transcription factor DIVARICATA-like. The record is from RefSeq and is a predicted model, not a curated record. The transcript has 2 exons. Gene Ontology annotation, molecular function: DNA binding. The coding region runs from base 1 to 702 and encodes 233 amino acids. Lineage: Eukaryota; Viridiplantae; Streptophyta; Magnoliopsida; Fagales; Fagaceae.